Pichia kudriavzevii is the source of this 204-nucleotide messenger RNA. RefSeq lists its product as uncharacterized. Gene Ontology annotation, cellular component: ribosome; cytosolic small ribosomal subunit. Gene Ontology annotation, biological process: ribosomal small subunit assembly; translation; maturation of SSU-rRNA. The record is from RefSeq and is a predicted model, not a curated record. NCBI's taxonomy places the organism in Eukaryota, Fungi, Ascomycota, Pichiomycetes, Pichiales, Pichiaceae. Gene Ontology annotation, molecular function: structural constituent of ribosome. Bases 1 to 204 code for a protein of 67 amino acids. The transcript is spliced from 2 exons.
AUGGAUUCCAAGACUCCAGUUACUUUAGCAAAGGUUAUUAAGGUUCUCGGUAGAACCGGUUCCAGAGGUGGUGUCACCCAAGUCAGAGUUGAAUUCUUAGAUGAUACUUCCAGAACCAUUGUCAGAAAUGUCAAGGGUCCAGUCAGAGAAAACGACAUUUUAUGUUUAAUGGAAUCCGAAAGAGAAGCAAGAAGAUUAAGAUAA